GAGAGGAGACAUUUAGAUAUCGUCGAGUGCCGCUCCAUUGCAGUUUUGAUCAUCAUCAUCAUCAUCAACAAACACCAGCAGCAGCAGCAGCACCCUUCACACAAAAAAAAAGACAAAGUCUCAGAAUAGGGGGGAAAAUUCACCAUUACCUUCCCUUCCCUAACUAAUUCAUCAAAACUUUGACCCAGCGACCCUUCGAAAGUAACCGUUCCACCAUGGCCCUUCCAGGAACAAACUGGAAACCCUUCAACAUCGCCGUAGUAGGCGGCGGAAUCGGCGGCGUAGCAGUCUCCAUCGCUCUACGACGAGCAGGUCACCACGUCACCAUCUACGAACGAGCAGACUAUGCCGGAGAAGUAGGAGCAUCGAUUUCCUGCGCUGCAAACGGCAUGAAAUGGCUGCGGGAAUGGGAUGUGGAUAUUGCCAAAGGUGAUGGAGUUUAUCUUCGCAAACUGAUCAAUCGCGAUUGGAAGACGGGUGAGCCGGUUAGUGUGUAUGAUUUGGGAGAUUAUGAGCAGAAAUGGGGAAAUCCGUACUACAUGUUCCAUCGACAGGAUAUGCACAAAAUGCUCAUGGACACAGCGACGCAAGAGCAAGGAACAGGGACACCUGUCAAAUUGGUAGUGAACCACAAGUGCAUCGAAGUCGACACUUCAACCGGCCUCAUCACAUUCGCCAACGGCUUACAAUUCCAACACGACGUCGUCAUCGGAGCCGACGGCAUCGGGUCCGCAAUUCGGAAAAUCAUAGGCAUCCAUGUCGACAAACGGCCCUCGGAUUCCAGCUGCUUACACGCCAACGUCAUAACCUCCGCCGCCGUAUCCCAAGGCUUCGUAAACUACAGUCUCAACAGCGCCAUCGAAUACUGGGGCGGACAUCACAGCUGGAACAAAAUUGUUUUAUCGCCCUGUAACAGCGGAAGUCUCCUAUCCUACUACUGUUUCUUCCCCCGCGAAAAAGGGGAUUUUACGGAACAGAAAUGGGAUGCGGAAAGUACGGUCGAAGACCUUCUUGCCCCGUAUCCAGAUCUUGAUACACAAGUCAAAAAUCACCUUUCCAUCGGUCAAGAAAUUCGUCCUUGGAGACUCUGGGUCCAUCAACCCUAUUCCCACUGGCAUCAAUCUCGAGCCUGCAUCAUGGGCGAUGCCGCUCACCCGAUGAUGCCCGAUCAAAGUCAAGGAGCAUGUAUGGCUCUCGAAGACUCCGCGGCGCUCGGAUUAAUUUUCUCCAAAGAGUACUUUCCGGGGAGUGUGGAGGGUGCGUUGGAGUUGUAUGAGCGAGUGAGAAAACCUCGAGCAUCGAGAGUUCAAGCGGCUUCGGCGCGGGCGAGAGAGAAUAUUCAUGAGAGAAUUGGGUUUUCGGAUAAUACGAGUAAUCCUUUGUAUAAGGUGGAGGAUGAAGAGGGGAAGUUGACUAUGAAGGAGAUGAAUGGGUAUGAUAUGCGAGAGGAUAUUAGGAGGAAGUGGCCGGGGGAGUGGCCGGAGGGGUUGGGGGGUGUUGGUGGUGGGAGAGAGGAGAAGGGAGAUGAUGGGGUGGCGAUGCAACAAGCGGGGGUGGUUGUUGCUGCGCAUUGAUGGAUUGUCUUCUGAUUUAGUUCUCGGUUGUGGAGCGUUAGGCGCAGUAUGGAGGAUAGAAGCAUACCUGGGUGUUAGAAUACCACUUUCAUUCUUCAACAAUUAAACAAUCCAAAUCACUCUCCUGGAAAGUAAAAUAUUAUAUAUCCCACAUGCAUCAUCAUCAUCAUCACCACUGACUAUCCAGAAGCAAAAGCACAAAACACCACAUAGAACCACCCCUCCAAUCUUCAUCCUCGUCCAAUCUUCAUCCAAAAUUCAAUUCAUCAUCACAUCAUCAUCCUCUCCAUCGGCCACAAAGUCUCCCAAUCAAUAUACAAUCCAUCCGAAAGCAGAGGAUCCGCCAUUGUAUUCCAACUCGCAUCGACAUCGACAUCGACAUCGACAUCGACAUCAGCAUCAGCAAUGGCAUCAGCAUCGGGAUAUGCAGUUGCUGAAGAAGACGAGAACUCGUCGACAUAUCCAUUAGAAGAAGGAUUUGCGAAUUCGUCAAAGGUUAAGAGGUUGUUGUGAUUGUUGUUGUUGUUCACUCCUCCAAUAGCAGAAGCAGGAGCAGGAGCAGUAAUAUUGAUAUCGACGUGAUGAGGAUGAUGAUGAUGAUGAUGAUGAUGAUGAGAAGAAUUCGGCGUGGGAAUGGUAGUAGUAGAAGUAGAGUAUGCCGCUGCUGUAGCAGGAACUGGAGGAUGAUGAUGAUGAUGAUUUCCCCUCCCACCACCACAACAAAACUCCGCAGUAAAAAUCUGACUCACGUACGGAUUACUUCUCUUCCUCCUCCUCUGUUCUCUUCCAACUUGCUCUCUCCUCGCGACAAUCGCAUCCGACAAGGUCCGGAGAAUUUCCAAAUAAUGUCGAGCUUGCGGCGAGACAGAUGCUAAACGUUCGAGAACUGCAAUUGCAUUAUGGAAAGCUUCGUCGACGUCCGGGAGGAGGAGAGAAGAAGAAGAAGAAGAUUCUUCACUGUGCGCAAACAUGGAGAAGCCGAGGAGGAGGCCGGCGGCGAACAUCCAGGCUUUGAGGAGACACAUGUUGUUGGAGAGAAUGGUGGAGUUGAUGGACAUGUAGCCGGUUUUGGACAUGAAAAUUGCGCUGUCGAGGCAGGCUUGGGCGAGGUCGGAGACGGCCGAGUGUGGUUGUUGUUGUUGUUGCUGCUCUGCUGUUGCUGCUGUUAUUGUUGAUUCGAGGCUGGGUUUUCUCCGUUUACGAAUUUGGGAGAUGAGGUGGGAGAUGAGAAAAGGUCGGGUGACGAGGAUGAUGGUGAAGUAGUAUGAACAGGCGACGUGUGUAGCACCGAUAAAGAGCUCACGAUCCGCCGGUCCGAGGGUAUCUUUGAGGCUGGCAAAGUGUCGGAGUUCGGUGGGAACAGAAUCAUUCCAUUUUCGUAGUCGUUGCAAGAAUGCAUCUGCUGUUUGGGCGUCCAUACUCUGUCCACUGCCCAGCUGUUGCUCUAAUUCGAUGAUGUGUGAGCAUAUCCCAAACACGGCUCUGGAUGCAAGCCAUCGGGGUCGAUCAGCUUUUCCCACUUCUCCGUCACCAUCAUAAGCAGUAUCAUCGUCAGGCCGCAUGGCCGGCAAUCCGCCAGGCCUGCCGAGGAUCGAAGAAACGAUAGUAUCCAGCACCAGCAAGCUUUUCCACGUCCUCCAUCGGGCCAGGCUCUCCGCGUCCGAAAGGUCCUUGUAUUGGUCCUGUCGGUGCAAGCCGAGCGCGCAUGCGGCUUUGGAUGCGAUUCCCAGGUACAUGAAGGCAGCGUUACGAUGACAGGCACCGAGCAUGUAAAAAGCCAUGAGCAGGAACACUCUCACCAUGUCCAGGCUAGGGUCGCACAGAAAGCCUUCGAAAGCAUACUUCUGGGCGCAACUAAACGAGCGGGCAGCAUUGUGCACGUCAAACAUGUUGUGGCCCCGACAUUGAUGGCCAAUGGCGAGCAUCAUGUUCAGUGCAGCCUGCUCGGCUCGUGCUCUCUUGUCGACUUCCUCAAUCACAUUGCUGGGACUCAGAGCCGUAUGACGAUCGAGAAAACCACGCACUUCGGCUACAGUGAAGAGAUCGAGAAUGCCGCUCGAGGUUUCGCGGUAGAGUUGCACGAGAGCGUGCUUGUCGCUUAGCGAAAGAUCCGUCAUGACCGGACUCUCGUCUCGCGGGAUUUCC
Messenger RNA from Sphaerulina musiva SO2202, 3719 nucleotides. Its product is annotated as FAD/NAD(P)-binding domain-containing protein. NCBI's taxonomy places the organism in Eukaryota, Fungi, Ascomycota, Dothideomycetes, Mycosphaerellales, Mycosphaerellaceae. The record is from RefSeq and is a predicted model, not a curated record. Gene Ontology annotation, molecular function: FAD binding; monooxygenase activity. The transcript is spliced from 4 exons. The coding region runs from base 216 to 1574 and encodes 452 amino acids.